Molecule: messenger RNA, 1097 nt
Organism: Colletotrichum destructivum
Lineage: Eukaryota; Fungi; Ascomycota; Sordariomycetes; Glomerellales; Glomerellaceae
Product: Putative replication termination factor 2, Zinc finger, RING/FYVE/PHD-type
Exons: 1
Coding region: 168-1013 (281 amino acids)
Biological process (GO): mitotic DNA replication termination; site-specific DNA replication termination at RTS1 barrier
Cellular component (GO): nucleus
Source: RefSeq, a predicted model, not a curated record
CUUGCGUCGCAUCGCAUCUCAACACUUCCGAUUAAUCCAGACCAAAAACGUUAACCAUCACAGAUCCAUUCACGACACUCAGCCAGUCCACUUUUCUUAGGAUUUAGACGCCAUUCCUAUAGACACCAUUCCGAUUCCGAACUCUACCUUCUCCUUUAUCGCGAGCCAUGGGUAACGACGGAGGAUCCAUUCCCAAACGCCGCGAGCUCGUCAAAGAAGCCGCCCGCGCUCUCAGCGUCAGCGAACUGAAAGCAAACGCCCUAGAGUCCCUCGGCCACGCCUGGAACAACGAUCCCAUUACGAGUCAGCCCCUCGACAGGGACAAUGUCGUCUCCGACUGGCGCGGGCGCCUCUACAACUACGAGUCCAUCCUUCAAGGCCUGAUGCCCUCCGACGACAACACCGAGUCGUCGCCGCCGUCCAACCCCGAUUCCCAAGAGCUCACACUUGCGGCCACCGGCAUCAAGUCGCUUCGCGACAUCGUUAGGCUCAAGUUCCACCGAUACACCCCGCCCGGCACCAAGAAGGACAUCUGGGCCUGCCCCAUUUCCUUGAAGGAGUUGGGUCCUUCCGUCAAAGCGGUCUACAUUGUGCCUUGCGGCCAUGUGUUCGCCGAAAUUGCCAUCAAGGAAAUCCAGGAGCUGAGGUGUCCCGAGUGUAGCGAAGAGUUUAAAAGCGAGAAUGCGGUGCCUAUCCUGCCGACCGAGGAAAGCGAUCUCAAGAAGCUGGUGCAGAGGAUGGAUGAUUUGAAGGCCGCGGGACUUGCACACAGCCUCAAGAAGGACAAGAAGGACAAGAAGAAGAAGCGCAAGGCCGAUGAGGGGGUUCAAGAGGGCGAUAAGACAGGCAAGAAGAGAGCGACAGAAGAUGCCGUUGCCCCAAAGUCUGCCAAGGAAGCAUCCGGGAGGAUCAGCGGCAUCAACAAUGCCAUGGCCGCGUCAUUAACAGCCAAGGUAAUGGCUGAGCAGGAGGAGCUAAGCAAGCGGAGGAAGAUGGCGUCGUCGAGGGGUUGACCAGUAAUGUCAACGCCGAUUCCAGCCUCGGCCCUGGCAGCCAACUGUAAAAUAUUAACUAUAUCAAAUGAUACCCUAGAUCCU